GCUCUCUCUCUCUCUCUCUCUCUCUCUCCAAGAAAACCCUCCCCGUACUUCGUACGAGAGCUCUGACCUUUGACCUUCCUCUCAUUCUUGCAACCGGAGCAGGCGGAGAGUUCGAGAAUGCCGAUCCUUGUAGCUCAGAAUCUUAUCGGUGCCCUGGAAUCAUUCUCAAUAUUUAUAUAGCAUUUGCUCCACCCUGCUUAUGCAAUAUCAUAUAUUGAUCAAAGCUGUUAUUGUGAAAUUAUCGACAAGCAUGAUUGGAGUUGAUGGAUUAUCUGCAAGAGACAGGACAAGAAGUUGCAUAACAUAGUUAUGAUUCUUCUUGAUCAUGCAAGACAUGAAUGCAUAUUCAAUUAAGACUUCAACAUGUUUACAUUUUCCACUUAGGAUGGCUCUUGUCCUCUUUGUCACAAUGUUUGGUGCCUAUACCUGCUACAUCUGUUUGAAUCAGAUUUCUGUUGAAAGAUCAAAGAGUAUGCUAUUUGGUACCAUAGUUACACGAAAUCAAUGCGAGAUUCAUGCCAUCCCACCUGAGGAGAUCCCUUGUGUGCAUUUUCCACAACCAAAAACUUAUAGCAGGGAUGAAUGCUCAUGCACUCCUGUAAGGUUCUUUGUUAUUUUGUCCAUGCAAAGAUCCGGCAGUGGGUGGUUUGAGACAUUGCUAAACAGCCAUCCAAAUAUCAGCUCAAAUGGGGAGAUUUUUUCUGCCGCAAGAAGAAGAAAUAAUAUCUCAACCAUUAUAAACACAUUAGAUAAAUUGUAUUCCUUGGACUGGUUUAGUAGUGCUGCAAAAAAUGAAUGUGUUGCUGCAGUGGGAUUUAAGUGGAUGCUGAAUCAGGGAGUCAUGGAUCAUCACAAAGAGAUACUUGAUUAUUUCAAGUUGAAGCAUGUUUCUAUCAUUUUUCUUUUUCGGAGGAACAUCUUACGAAGGCUUAUUUCUUUGCUCGCUAAUGAUUACGAUAGAUAUGCAAAGCAGCUAAAUGGUAUUCACAAAUCACAUGUUCAUUCAACAGAAGAGGCUGAGGUUCUGGCACGAUUCAAGCCCACAAUCAAUGUGGCAGUUCUGAUGGCCAAUUUCAGCUAUGUUGAGAGGACGAUAGCCGAUUGCCUGCAUUUCUUUAGCAGCAUGCGCCACAUUGUAUUGUAUUACGAAGAGAUCAUCGGCAAUCAAAAUGCUUUAUCUCAUGUACAAGAAUUUCUCAGUGUUCCUGAGAGGAAAUUAGUGAGUCGGCAAGUGAAGAUUCACACCAGGCCCCUACCAGAGCAAGUUACAAACUGGGAAGAUGUUUCCAAGAUGCUCAAUGGGACACGGUAUGAGCAUUUUCUUGGGCAUUCUGAUUAUGGUGGAUAAUGUUUAAAUGCCAAUUUUAUUCAUGUUCAGAUUAGUUGGUUAGCACAGUGUGAUGAAAUUCUUGAAAGUAUCAUUCUUGGUGAUUGAGGAGUACAGUUUCAGUGACAAAAUGUAUUUGUUAGAUGAAAUAACCUGUUAACGAAAACAGGUGUUUUAGUUUCAGAUAAAAUGAUUCUGCUGUCAA
Messenger RNA from Musa acuminata AAA Group (dessert banana), 1532 nucleotides. RefSeq lists its product as uncharacterized. The coding region runs from base 326 to 1348 and encodes 340 amino acids. Lineage: Eukaryota; Viridiplantae; Streptophyta; Magnoliopsida; Zingiberales; Musaceae. The record is from RefSeq and is a predicted model, not a curated record. The transcript has 7 exons.